Molecule: messenger RNA, 812 nt
Organism: Tribolium madens (black flour beetle)
Lineage: Eukaryota; Metazoa; Arthropoda; Insecta; Coleoptera; Tenebrionidae
Product: pterin-4-alpha-carbinolamine dehydratase
Exons: 3
Coding region: 252-701 (149 amino acids)
Biological process (GO): tetrahydrobiopterin biosynthetic process
Molecular function (GO): 4-alpha-hydroxytetrahydrobiopterin dehydratase activity
Source: RefSeq, a predicted model, not a curated record
AAUCACGUAUUUUUUUUAAUCCUGUAGGGGUGCUGGGUUCUGUUUUAGCAGUAACAUUAUUUUUUCUACAACCUAAUUAAUAUUUCAUCUGUUGCUUUCUUGCCUUUUAUUUAAAGAAAAAUAUUUAUUGCACAGAUUUGGUAUCUUCCAUCUUCGUUGACCUCUGCUUGUUAUCCCAGUAGCCACAAUAGUGAUAAAUAUUGACUAAUUGUUUCAAGAUAAUUGAUGAAAAAACAUAACAUUUUUAAGAAAUGAGCUUUAUUGUUUCCCGUCUUGCGGCUGUGCGCUCCGCAAGAAACGUUCUGGAUACCGACUUUCACUCAUUCCACCACAAUCUCCGAACGAUAUCCUUGAACGCUGACCAGUUAGCACCUAACAAAGAUAAAAGAAAAAUGGCUGGGAAACUAACCGAAGAACAGCGCAAAAGCGACCUGGAACCAUUGCUAAAAAAUGGCUGGACUGUGGUUAACAACAGGGAUGCCAUUUAUAAGGAAUAUCUCUUCAAGAAUUUUAACGAGGCAUUUGGGUUCAUGACUCGCGUUGCUCUCUUAGCAGAAAAAAUGGACCACCACCCGGAAUGGUUUAAUGUUUACAACAAAGUACAAGUAACGUUAUCUUCCCAUGAUGUGAACGGAUUAAGCAAUCGUGACGUCAAGCUUGCCAAUUUCAUGGAACAAGCCUCUAAAUUAUUUAAACAGUAAAAUUAUCAGAAAUGAACUAUGAACCAUGAAUAAGAGACCAAACAGCGUAAACAGUGUUGAUUCCUUUAUUGAUAUAUUGUCUUUUUCUCGUAAAUAAAUGUAUGAGCAAAU